Messenger RNA from Pieris napi, 726 nucleotides. RefSeq names its product caltractin-like. NCBI's taxonomy places the organism in Eukaryota, Metazoa, Arthropoda, Insecta, Lepidoptera, Pieridae. Gene Ontology annotation, cellular component: centriole; myosin II complex; centrosome. The record is from RefSeq and is a predicted model, not a curated record. The coding region runs from base 89 to 667 and encodes 192 amino acids. Gene Ontology annotation, biological process: centriole replication; mitotic cell cycle. Gene Ontology annotation, molecular function: calcium ion binding. The transcript has 5 exons.
AGUUGAAUCAAGUUGGUCAUUACAUCGUUCACGUCUCUUGCUUGUCAUUAUAAAUAAAUAAAAAUCUUAUAUAAUAUCAUUGCUAUAAAUGGAAAAUAUUAACUUGGAUUUAUCUGUGACUGCUGAAUUUUCAAAUAAAUCCGAUAAAGAUGGGAAAGAAACUCAUCAGACUGAAUCCUUAAAAAAUUUUGAUGUUACAGCUAAAUUAGAGCUAACUGAAUAUCAGAAAAACGAUUUACACGAGGCGUUCAACCUUUUAGAUUACAAUGGAGAAGGCAAAAUCAAAGCAGAGGAUUUUCGAGUAGCCAUAAAGGCUUUAGGAUAUGAACCUACGAAAGAAGAACUUCAAAAAAUGAUUAAUGGCGUGGAUAAAGGUCUUACUGGUAAAUUAAGUUUUGAGAACUUUGAAACCGCUAUAAUGCGUAAAAUAAUGUCACUGGAUAGCGAUGGUGAUAUAAUGAAAAGUUUUAGGCUUUUUGAUAUGGAUGACUGUGGAUUUAUUAGUUUUGAAAAUCUAAAACAAGUUACUAAAAUAUUAGGAAUUUACUUAAGUGAUCAAGAAAUAGAAGAAAUGAUUGAUGAUGCUGACAAAGACUUCGACGGAUUCAUUUCUGUUCAAGAGUUUAUGAGAAUGAUUAAAAACUCAGUUGAUAUCGUUACUCCAUAACCACACACAAUCAAAAUAUUGAUGUUCAUUGUUUCUGAAUAAAUAUUACACUAAUAUUA